CUGUCAUAGAUUUGUGAGACAGAAAGCUGAAACCAGCGUUAUAACUCAUGGAAACGGCCUUUACUUUAUACACCACCGGUUGUUGAACACGGAACCCGUCGAGUAACAGCAUUCAGUUGAUCAGGCUGAACCUCCACCUUUAGGCUGUCUGAUGGUGUAUGGACUUACUCAGGAUGAACUGCGAACUUUUGGCAACAUGCAGUGCUCUUGGCUAUCUGGAGGGAGACACUUAUCACAAGGAAGCCGACUGCUUGGAGAGUGUGAAAGACUUGAUCAGGUACCUGCGUCAUGAGGAUGACACCCGUGACGUCCGUCAGCAGCUGGGUGCUGGCCGGAUUGUACAGAACGACCUUUUACCUAUCAUCAUCCAGCAUGGGCAAGACAAGGCCUUAUUUGAUGCCUGCAUCAGGCUCAUGGUCAACCUUACUCAGCCUGCCAUGCUUUGUUUUGGCAAAGUCCCUGAUGACCCAGUGUUUAGACAUCACUUUUUGCAAGUGAUGUCUAAUUUACAAGCCUGUAAAGAGGCGUUUGCCAGCGAAGCAGUGUUUGGCAUUUUGAGUGAGACAUUAUACACGCUUCUACAACUGGACUGGGAGCAGAGACAGGAGGAGGAUAACCUGCUGAUAGAGAGGAUCCUGCUGCUGGUCAGAAAUGUGCUUCAUGUGCCUGCCGACCCCUGUGAAGAGAAGAAAGUGGAUGAUGAUGCCAGCGUCCAUGAUAGGCUGCUCUGGGCCAUUCACAUGAGCGGUUUUGAUGACCUGAUCAAGUUCUUGGCGUCAGCCCAGAGUGAGCAGCAGUGGAGUAUGCACGUGUUGGAAAUUAUCUCCCUCAUGUUCAGAGACCAGACGCCGGAAGCUUUGGUGAGCGCCGGUCAGGCUCGUUCAGCAGAAGAGAAGCACAGAGACUCUCAGGAGCUGGAGGCACUGAGGCAGAAGGAGCAGGCAGCAAAACGCAGUCGUACAUUCCAGAGAGGAACCAGACACUCUCGCUUCGGAGGGUCCUAUGUUGUUCAAGGCCUCAAGGCGAUUGGAGACAAAGAUGUGAUUUAUCACAGAAAUAUUCAUAAUUUCAAAAACUAUACCCAUGACAUGGGCAAAGCAGUGAGACGUGUUCCUAAGAGGAAUCGACAGGCUCGGGAAUGUAAGGACAAACGCCGAUCAGCCUUAAAUGUUCGACUGUUCCUGCGAGAGUUUUGUGUGGACUUCCUGGAGAAUUGCUACAAUCGCCUCAUGUACCUUGUUAAGGAAAGUCUAAUUCGAGAGCAAACUCAGGAACACGACGAGACGUACUACCUCUGGGCGCUCAGCUUUUUCAUGGCCUUCAACCGUGGCAACGGUUUCCGUGCUGACUUAGUUUCUGAGACCAUGUCCAUCCGUGCUUUCCAUUAUAUUGAGCGCAACAUCACCAACUACUAUGAGAUGAUGCUCACGGACCGCAAAGAGGCCACGUCCUGGUCACGCAGGAUGCACCUGGCACUAAAGGCAUAUCAGGAGCUGCUGAUGACUGUGAAUGAAAUGGACCGCUCACAGGAUGAAAGCAUCCGUCAGAGUUCCAGCGUUAUUAAAAGCAACAUAUUUUACCUGAUGGAGUACAGGGAGAUUUUCCUGACCCUGCUGAGGAAGUAUGAUGAAACCAAACAGCCUCAGUCCUACCUCAAAGAUUUGGUGGAGUCAACUCAUCUCUUCUUGCGCAUGUUGGAACGCUUCUGCAAGGGUCGCAAAAACUUGAUGGUUCAGAAGAAGAAGGUGAGACAGAAAAAGUCUCGAGGUGAGAAGAAGCCUCCAGCUGCAGAAACUAGUCCAGAGGCUCUGGAGGAGACCUGGAAGAUUGUGGCAGAAGAGUUGAAGACUUCAGGGUUUCAGUUGUCAGAGUCUUUAAGUGAGAGCAUAGUGCCAUUUGAUGCCACAUCUGAAACUCCUCUUGAGGAGCAGCGCACUGAGGCCAUGGUGCGGGUGCAGGACGCCCUGCUGGCUCGCCUCGGACCAGAAGCGCUGGGAAUGCUGCGUGCAGCCAGGGAGGUGUGGCCAGAGGGAGAUGUGUUUGGUUCAGCUGAUGUGGAACCUGAAGAAGAACUGGAGCUCCUUAAGCAGAUCCUGCAUGCCAGCCUGCCAAGGUCAACUCCUGUGGAACCUGUGGCAGAGGAGGAGGACGAUGCAGCGGAGAUAGAAGAGGAAGAGUUUGAGUCUGUCCACAUUUCUGAAAAAGAGUUCAACUUUCUAGACUUUGUCAAGAGGUUUUGCAGCCCCAAUAUUGUGCGUCCCUACCUCCUCUUACUAAAAUCAUACUCAAAAAACACCCCUCACACAAACCACUGCAUCGCUCGGAUGCUGCACCGCUUAGCUGUCGACCUCAAAAUGGACGCCCAGCUUUUUCAGCUGUCUGUCUUCAACCUUUUCAACAAGAUCUUGAGUGACCCUGCUGCAGCUGCUUACAAGGAACUGGUGACCUUUGCCAAGUUUGUGCUGCACCGUUUCUUUUCAGUGGCAGCAAAAAACAACAAGGCAUAUGUUGAGCUGCUGUUUUGGAAAAAUGUGGGAGCUGUACGUGAGAUGACUGAAGGCUACAGCAAAGACGGAGAGGGAAAGAAACCAACAUGGACUGAAGAGGAGGAAGAGGAGCUGCGCAAACUCUUUGAGGAACAUCGCCAUUCUGAAGUGCCCGAUAUAGUGGAGACCCUGCUGCCAUUACUAAGCAACAGCAACUGCACUCGGCGCCAGGUAGUGACGCAGCUGGUGCACAUGGGUCUGGUGGCCAAUGCUAAAGAACUGAAGAAACAAAAGAAAGGUACCCGGAUUGUCCUUUGGACUGAGGAGCAGGAAGAGGAGCUGCAGAUGCUCUACGAGGAGUACAGAGACUCUGAUGAUGUGCUGGGUAAUAUUCUGAAGAAGAUCACAGCCAAGCGGUCCCGUGCGCGUGUGGUGGACAAGCUGCUCAGUAUGGGCUUGGUGUCUGAGAGACGAGAACUUUAUAAGAGGAGGAGUCGCAGCACUAAGGGGAAGAGCUCUGGAAAAGGAAUGACUGAAGAAGAUUUCUUAGAUGGACUAACACAAGGGUUCCCAGAUGAUCCUGAUGACAGAGAUGAUGAAGAUGAGGGAGAAGAUGAGUCUGAGGAGAAUGAGGAAGAGGAAGAUGAAGAGCAAGAAAGAGAAAAAUCACAGAAUGGAGGAAGGAGGAGCCAGAACUCCACAGUGGAGAUGAGACCUGAUUUAGGCAGCAUUGUGUUUGCUUUACAGCAGGAAGGCAUGUCUGGACCCUUGUUGUGGCUACAGACUCGUCUCAACAGAACAGCAGAAGACCGUGAAGAAGAUGGCAUGUCCCAGGCUGUGCCACUUGUUCCUCUGACAGAGGAAUGUGAAGAAGCCAUGGACAACAAGAGCUUUAAGAGGCUGUUGCGCAAACUGGGUAUUCGAGCACCUGCAAAUGAACAGGAGAGUUUUUGGAGAAUCCCAGCAAAGAUCAGUGCAUCUGAGCUCCGGAGUGCAGCUGCAGCUCUUAGUCCAAGAGAGGAGGAACCUAAACGAGGCGAGGAGCAAGGUGGCUCCAGAAGUCCAGCCAGAGAACCCCAUGAGGAAGAGAGGGAGCAGGAGGAGGAGAGGGAGCAGGAGGAGGAGAGGGAGGAGGCCUCAGAUGAAAAGAGAGCUCAGGCUCUAAGAGCGCUUCUGCUCUCACGCAAAAAGAAACAACACAGCUCAGAGCAUACAGCUCCUGCAUCAGAAUUCACUGAGGAUACAGACAGCACACUUGAGAGGUCUCAGGAGAAGGCGUCAGCCAAAAGAAGCAGAGUGUUGGAUGAUGAUGAUGAGGAUGAUGAGGAUGAGUCCACCACUGCAAUGGAUGUGGAAACCAAAGGCGAUGCUGAUUCAGACAGGGAGGAUGUCUCUGCUCCUGUGAAGCGUAGACGGAAGAUGGUCUUAAUUGAUGAAGAGGACGAUGAGGAUUAGUCACUUUCUUUAAUGGACCGUAAAAACUGCAAACGGGGGAGACAUAAAAGGCUCUCACUUUGUUCAGAGGUGAAUACAGCCCUCUGGAGGUCUGCACUCCAGACUGCGGAAAGUCUUUUAAUGGAAUACCAAACAACCCAAAGAAACAGGCCCUUAGACCAGCCCCUGUGGACACAUAGAUCCUAUUUAGCAGAUGCGUUUUGUCAUCUCUUUGUUAGGCUUGAUUGGUGCCUUUCUGUAGUCAUGGCAUAUGCAUUUUGUGAAACUUCUGUUUUGUUCUUUUAGCAUUUUCAGCAUGGACUUCAUACAGACUGUUUUAGAGUGUUUUGCAUCACAGGAUUUCGUUUAGAACCCAAUAAUGUCAUCUUUGACCUGAAAGCUGUUGUCUCAUUGGUUUGAUAAAAUUUCAUCUUGAUUUUGUACUUUUAGGUCAUUUCCAAUGUGGGCUCUAAAUUUCAGAGUAAAAUUCAUUCCUACUUAUUAA
This is a messenger RNA of Plectropomus leopardus (leopard coralgrouper), 4425 nucleotides long. It is a transcript of the gene timeless, whose product is annotated as timeless circadian clock. The record is from RefSeq and is a predicted model, not a curated record. Gene Ontology annotation, molecular function: DNA binding. Gene Ontology annotation, biological process: DNA replication checkpoint signaling; replication fork arrest; DNA repair. Lineage: Eukaryota; Metazoa; Chordata; Actinopteri; Perciformes; Serranidae. Gene Ontology annotation, cellular component: replication fork protection complex.